AUGCAGAGUAUAAGAAAAACCGUAGACAAAAAGAACAAACUCGACACCAAAGACGAUUCGAUUGCCAAGAAGCAAGACGAAAAGAACAAAAGAAACGACCACAGAGUUUCGACUCCACGAAGUUUCGUACCGAAAUCUACAGCUGACAUUUAUGCGAAAUCCACUUCGAGUGUUAACGCACCAAAAAAAGCACCUCACACUAAAACGACAAACGUAUCUCCUAUGAAAGAUUUGCUAAAAUCAUCGCCGUCAUCCAUAAGUCAACAAAGUUCUAGAAGUUACAGAUCAAACAAAACGGCCGAUGCAAGAAAAGUAACACCCGUUUCCGCUAGAUCAACUGAUAAAAUUAAAGUUCCAACGAGAACCGUAGCUAACAAGAAACUACCCACAAACGCCAUUGUUAAUUCUCCAAUCGUGAAAAGGAAGUUAGAUUUAGGUCACGAUAAAUCAAAGGAGGUCGCGUCGAAAGCGUUAGCGCUAAAUUCGAAUGAGGUUUCAUCGAAAAAGGUUGUAUUGCCAACGAGACAACGCACUAAAACGAGGACUUUGGACGACGAGGAAAUUAAAGUCUUAACGCCGGAUGUUGUGGACAAUAAUGCUGAAUUUCUUAAUUUGACGAGGCAAUUAAGUGCCAAGCCAAAAGUUUUCUAUGUAGAUUUAAAUGAAGAGAAUAAAAAGCGGACAGUGAUAAAGGAGAAGUCAAGUGAUGAGGAAGUGAGUUACGAAGAUGACUUCGAGAGUUACGAGUCUGACUUCGAUUCCUAUCACAGUGAAGAGAACGAUAGGAGCACGGGCGAUGAUGACGAUGAUAACGACGAAGCUAGUGAUGAGCAGUUUGACGAUAAGGAUGACAGUGCUAAUGUCCAAAUCGAGGAUGAAGAUGCAAAUUCUAAAGAGGAAAGGAUGUUGGAUUCUGGUAACUACGAACUCCGUGAUCCUCGUUCAGCGAAUAGAUCGAAACCCAUGGACUUUAUAUCUGAAGUCUCAGAAGAGGGGGAGGGAAGGACCAAGCAAUAUACCGAGGAUAGUGUAAAAGUAUCCCUCACGGAUGAGGGAUUUCAAGACAUGUCUAGCAUCAAGACUGUUCAUGUAGAUGUUUUGGAUAGGCCCUUAUUCAUUGAUUUCACGAGAUCGAAAGAGAACAAACGAAAACGCCGCAUAUUCGAUAAGUUACAACAACGAGCGAAAGAUAUCCUCAGCAUGGUGACAUUGCAUGAAAUGUCGUACAAUCUAUUCGAAAUGGCGCCAAUACCGUACGACUUGUAUAUGGCAACGUUUGGCAGAUUUAAUUAUACCCAAACAGCUGUUCAGACCUUCGACGAUGGAGUCACAGAAGAAGUACAGACUGAUAGGAUUGUAUUAUAUAACAAAUGGACGCAAUGUCCUGUUGAGUUCUCUGAUACUGAUAUAUAUUUGAAUGAUGAUACAAAUAGACAAAAUACAAAUGAAGAUUUUGAAGACUUUAAGUUUCUCACUGAGAAUGAAAAUGAUAAUGUCGUCGAUGAUAAUUACAAAAGUGAUCCUUUAAGAAUAUAUUUAGAACAGAAAGAUGGCGUCGGUCCCGAUACAAUGUUGCCAAUCGAGAAAUAUAAAACAAAAUUAAAAAGUAAUUCGUACAAUGCGGAUAGAUUAAGGAAGUUUUUAAAGAAAUUCGAAUCUCGAGUUAGUAAUAUAUUAAGUAUAAACACUGGCAACACUGAUACGUCGAAUUUGAUCAGGACGUCAAAAUUUCCGUUCAGUGUGGGAUAUUUGUCGAUAUCAAAGACGGAUUUCGAUGAAACGUUUUUAAGUAAAUCUCAAAUUAUAUCAACGGUGAUGUCUGAAACGAAGAGUAACUUAAUUAUAACAGUUCACAGGAAGUUUACAAGUGGUUUUGUUGCACAGAAAUGUGUGCUGUGUCUGUGGGACUUGAGUGUUGUCAAACGUGAGCCUUUAAAAAUACUCAUUUCGACUGAUAGUGUUAAAAUUGGACGAUUCAAAGGCAGUACUGAUGGUCAGUUCGUGGGAGCGCUUGAAGACGGGUCAAUUCAACUGUGGGAUUUAUCGGAAGAAGCGACCUGGUCCAAUGAUGUGGUCGAUGAUAAUUCUACUAAAACAGUAGAAAUUGAAUCGAAACACUUGACACAAACGGAGAGGGAUAGUCUACUCCAAGCGAGCUCCUACACGAGUAGCGCAAUGGCUGUGUGCAAAAAUGAAACAGUCGACAGUGUCGUGGGGUUGGAGUUCAUGGGAGAUAUGAACACGGCAAAUUUAGGUUCUGGAAGGAAAAUUAUACGGCAGAUUUGCUCUUUACAACGCACAGGUAUAUUAACAAUAUGGUCGAUAGUACAAGAAAAGACGAACGUUAACAAUGAUAUCGGGAAAACAUUUUGGUCUAAAUUAAAAUUAGAACGAAAUCAGACAAUCAAUUUAACGGAGUAUAUAAACGCGCCUGUCGAUGAAGAAUUUACGAGAUUCAAUUUAAACGCAGCUAAGAAAAGAUUAACUGUCAAACGGCAAGAAAGAAAUUUGAGUAAAAUUUCCCGCCCGAAAUCCGCCAUUAGUAAAUUCGACUUUGACAGACCGAACAGUGCUGCCAGUGUGAAAAAUAAACAUGUGGUCGAAAGCGAUUUGUUUUAUUUCUGGGAGAAUGGCGCUGUGUUUUAUCACUUGAAAGUAAUGGAACUGAAAAACGUUGAUAGUUAUUUGGUGGCGAAGAAUGGCGGGGAAGUGCUUUGCUGUAGGCGGACGUUGGGGACUGUUAAAGUUAAAUCGCUAUGCGUAGCCAAUGCAGCGUCGUCUGUUAUACACCUGGAGUCAUCGCCGCAUGGGUUGCCGUAUUUUUUAGCCGGAACCGAUACGGGAACAGUCAACUUGUGUUCGCUGAUUGAUUUCCGAGUCCUUCUUACUCUGGAGUGCGGAAGCGGUCCAGUUUUAGUAGAUAGAUGUAUUGCGGAUGACAAAGGGCGAUAUAUAAACAGCGUUAAGAAAACAACCGUCGAUACCAGUGCCAGUAAUAAGCUGGCAAUAAAGUCGAUAUGCUGGUCACACACAAAUCCGUUUUGCAUAAUCGCAGUUUGUAACACAAAUGUGUUUGUAUGGGAACUCACACACAGUGACAUGAGAGCCAAGUGUACGAGUGGAGAUGUUGCACACUGUUGUUCCACCGAGCGAGCUCUGGCUUUACUUACCACAGAAGGCAACGUACAAGUCUACAAGAUGAGAGAAGAAACAGGAAACUUGGAGCUGUUCCAAAAAUACGUGUCCCUACUGUAG
Molecule: messenger RNA, 3255 nt
Organism: Vanessa atalanta (red admiral)
Lineage: Eukaryota; Metazoa; Arthropoda; Insecta; Lepidoptera; Nymphalidae
Product: cytoplasmic dynein 2 intermediate chain 1
Exons: 12
Coding region: 1-3255 (1084 amino acids)
Biological process (GO): intraciliary transport
Cellular component (GO): cytoplasmic dynein complex
Molecular function (GO): dynein heavy chain binding; dynein light chain binding
Source: RefSeq, a predicted model, not a curated record